Molecule: messenger RNA, 885 nt
Organism: Laetiporus sulphureus 93-53
Lineage: Eukaryota; Fungi; Basidiomycota; Agaricomycetes; Polyporales; Laetiporaceae
Exons: 2
Coding region: 1-885 (294 amino acids)
Source: RefSeq, a predicted model, not a curated record
AUGCUCGCUUUGCUGGAAACGCGUCGGUUGGACCUCCAAGGAGCCCAGAGCUACUUGAAGUCCACCGACGUCGCUUCCGAGACCGACGUGGUGCGGAUGGUCCGCAUCCUGAACACGGAGAUCUUCCAGACCGUGAAGCUGAUGGCGUCCUCGUUCACCGUGGUCGAUGACCCCAUGGUGGCCACGCAUGCUGCAGAUUCGUUGCGCAGUGUUCUUGGUCGGGCCGUUACAGAUUUGUUGCUCUCCUUCCCCAACCACCACGAUGACACGAUCGUUCUAGAGAUAUCUCUUCAGUCCGUUAUCGUGCUCGUCGUGAGACUGAUUAUCUCAUCGUGGGACCUCUCAGCAAGGACCAGCUUAAACAAGUCUCUCACUGGUGCCUAUAUAAGAUUGCUUGCCUCAGAGGAUCAGAGCGUCGCUGCCAGGUGGCGAUCGCUGACACUCAGAUACCUUCCACAAGAGUCGGCGGACGGGAAGAGCUGGAUGACGUUCUUCAACGAGGAGCUCGCAACGUUCUUGUCGGUCGUUUUCAACCUCGCGGGCGGACGCGGAGACGUUCCUGGUGCUGCUCGAGACAACAUUCACAACAUUGUCUCCACUGCGUUCGAGCUCCGCAGGAUGCUGUCCGACGACAUCCUUGGCGCUGAUUACGUCGUCACGCUCGGCGUAACCGGUAACAGCUUCUCGUCGGAGGCCAUGGACGACGCAUACCCUACGAGGGGUCGACGGCCGAAAGCGGGCACUCGCAUCCUCUGUCCAUUUGAGCUUGGUCUUCACCGGUUUGACAAAGUCGACGAAGAGUUCGAGGAGACGUUGAAAGAGUCGGUUGUGAUUAGGCCCAAGGUCGUUCUCGAGUCAUUGAUUGACGAUCUCAAGACUGGAUAG